CUCUCAGCUGUCCUGGUCCUGUUCGGGGUAAGAUCUUUCGACUCACUCCAAUCCAAGCUCUGAAAAUGGCGGAAUCCAACACUGUCCACUCCUCCCUCGUCACAUAUGCUUCCAUGCUUUCCCUUCUCUCCCUCUGUCCACCAUUCGUUAUUCUACUAUGGUAUACUAUGGUACAUGCUGAUGGCUCUAUUUACCAAACUUUUUACUACUUAAAGCAGCAUGGGCUGCAAGGAUUUAUUGAUAUAUGGCCCAGACCUACUGCCACUGCUUGGAAGUUAAUUGCGUGUUAUGCUGCUUUCGAGGCUGCACUUCAGCUACUUCUACCUGGAAAAAGAGUUGAGGGCCCCAUAUCUCCUACAGGGCAUCGGCCUGUAUACAAGGCUAAUGGAAUGGCAGCGUAUUUUGUGACACUAACAACCUAUAUUGGCCUUUGGUGGUUUGGCAUAUUCAAUCCUUCGACUGUUUAUGAUCAUUUGGGAGAAAUAUAUUCUGCCCUUAUUUUCGGAAGCUUGGUGUUUUGCGUUUUAUUAUACAUAAAAGGCCAUGUGGCACCGUCUUCUUCUGAUUCUGGCUCAUCGGGGAACAUCAUAAUUGAUUUCUAUUGGGGUAUGGAACUCUAUCCUCGCAUUGGUAAAAACUUUGACAUUAAAGUUUUUACAAAUUGUAGAUUCGGAAUGAUGUCGUGGGCAGUUCUAGCUGUAACCUAUUGCAUAAAGCAGUAUGAAGUGAACGGUAAAGUCGCUGAUUCGAUGCUUGUUAAUACUAUAUUGAUGCUGGUGUAUGUUACUAAGUUUUUUUGGUGGGAAGCUGGAUACUGGAGCACAAUGGAUAUUGCACAUGAUCGAGCUGGUUUUUAUAUUUGCUGGGGAUGCCUUGUAUGGGUGCCUUCUGUAUAUACUUCUCCUGGCAUGUACCUGGUCAAUCAUCCCGUACACCUUGGAACUCAGUUGGCACUUUAUAUCCUAGUAGCAGGCAUUCUUUGCAUAUACAUUAACUACGAUUGUGAUAGGCAAAGGCAAGAGUUCCGCAGAACAAAUGGCAAAGCUUUGGUUUGGGGUAAAGCUCCAUCAAAGAUAACUGCCUCUUACACCACCACAACCGGGGAAACAAAAAGCAGCAUUCUUUUAACUUCAGGAUGGUGGGGAUUAGCUCGACAUUUCCACUACGUUCCAGAAAUAUCAGCUGCAUUUUUCUGGACUGUUCCAGCUCUUUUUGACCACGCAUUACCCUACUUUUAUGUGGUGUUUCUUACAAUCCUUCUCCUUGACCGGGCAAAAAGGGACGAUGAUCGGUGCCGAUCCAAGUAUGGAAAAUAUUGGAAAGUGUAUUGUGAGAAGGUUCCUUACAGAGUGAUCCCUGGAAUUUACUGAGAAAAUGUUUGUUUUGUUCCAUGUUGAGAUGUGAAUAGCAUCAUCAUCAUCAUCAUGUAUAUUCAUCCUUUCUAGAUUAAAUGAUGCCAGGCUGUUAUCAUGUUGUUGUUGUUGUUGUUAUUAUUUUUGUAAUGGUCAAAUUUAUGGAUGAUGCUGCUGUUGCUGUAUUGCUCUCAUUUUUAAUGACCAAAAACUCUUCUUAUUUAGGAAAA
Cannabis sativa is the source of this 1582-nucleotide messenger RNA. Its product is annotated as 7-dehydrocholesterol reductase. Gene Ontology annotation, biological process: sterol biosynthetic process; brassinosteroid biosynthetic process. Gene Ontology annotation, cellular component: endoplasmic reticulum membrane. Gene Ontology annotation, molecular function: oxidoreductase activity, acting on the CH-CH group of donors, NAD or NADP as acceptor. Bases 66 to 1370 code for a protein of 434 amino acids. The transcript is spliced from 13 exons. The record is from RefSeq and is a predicted model, not a curated record. Lineage: Eukaryota; Viridiplantae; Streptophyta; Magnoliopsida; Rosales; Cannabaceae.